Messenger RNA from Panonychus citri (citrus red mite), 2598 nucleotides. RefSeq names its product heterogeneous nuclear ribonucleoprotein K-like. Gene Ontology annotation, cellular component: nucleus; cytoplasm. Gene Ontology annotation, biological process: regulation of transcription by RNA polymerase II; regulation of mRNA splicing, via spliceosome. Gene Ontology annotation, molecular function: mRNA binding. The transcript has a single exon. NCBI's taxonomy places the organism in Eukaryota, Metazoa, Arthropoda, Arachnida, Trombidiformes, Tetranychidae. Bases 642 to 1571 code for a protein of 309 amino acids. The record is from RefSeq and is a predicted model, not a curated record.
AAUGAACAGUCAGACUUGAGAUUUGAACAAAACGGGUUGGUAAACAAUAGAUUUGAUUGGUCAAAGUUGAUGAGAAAAUGCGGUCAAUUCAAAAAGGUUCACCUUUCAAUGGGAAAAGAUUGAGGUGGAAACUUCGAUCCACCAGAUGGCAGAUGUUCACAAAUGGAAUCAAAUUUUUUCGGUUCUCUUUUGAUUCGAUGGUCGAUGUAUCGAUGAGAAAAUUUUAUCCAAUCGAUGAGAGAAAACAAAAAUUCAUUUCCAAUUCUCUGAAAAGAUUAAAUUGUUUAUUAUUUACUUUUUUAAUUUCUUUCAUUUUCUCCAUUGAUUCUUUUAGAUUAACAACGACUGGUUAAUCUUUUGCUUCGAUAUUUUCACGUAAUCGUUGGAAUCCUGUGGAAAAGUUUCGUCGUUUCUUUCGUUUCUUCUCCUUCUUCUUUUUCCUCUUUUUCUCCUCUUCUUUUUUUACCUUUUUGUUUAUCUCUUGUUUUCUCUCUCUCUUUCUUUCUUUCUCUUUCAUUCUUUAUUUGCCUUUCCCUUUUUUUCUCAGGAAGAAUUUUUAUAUCUAAAUUGUACUAUAAAGUGUAAAAAUUGUUUGAAAGACAAUAAUCGACACAAUCGUUGUUCUCAUUUAGUCUUUUUCUAUGGAGGUGAAACAAGAAAGCUCCAAAAGUGGUCCUGGUAGUAAUAAUGGUGAUGCCAAUGAUUCCAUUGAACCUCCGAGUAAAAAAUUCCGAGCCACUGAAGAUGUUGAUAUUCGCCUUCUCAUCUCACGAAAAGAAGCUGGUGCAAUUAUUGGUAAAGGCGGUGUAAAUAUAAACCAUUUACGUAAAACGUAUAAAUCUAGUGUAAUCAUACCCGAUUGUCCAGGUCCAGAAAGAGUUCUCACCAUUGUUAUCUCAUUAAACACGCUCAAUGAAUUUAUGAUGGACAUGAUUGGCUAUCUUGAUGAUAAGAAUAAUGAGAAAGAGGUUGAAUUGAGAUUAUUAAUUCAUACUUCUAUUGCUGGUGGAAUCAUUGGUAAGGCUGGAAAAAAGAUUCGUGAAUUACGGGAACAGACAAAAGCAGCAAUUAAACUGUACAGUCAAUGUUGUCCCAAUUCAACGGAAAGAAUAUGUGCCAUCACUGGGGGAACCACGGUAGUCGCUAAUGCGGUUAAAGUUAUUCUUGAUAUAAUUAUGUCAACUCCGCUUAAAGGUGUAGUUAAAUUGUACGAUCCUCGAAUGACCGAUCCACUUGCAACCAAUGCCAUUGAAUAUGGAGGUAUAGUUGAUCCAACUUACACCAAUUCAGUUUAUCGUAAUCUAACCCGAUUAUCUAAUGGUGGUCCGAACCCGUUAACACUUACAAGAACUCCUCUUGCUGGUGAACAUUGGGAUGGUCGAAGUGCACUUCAUUUACCAAUGGCCGAUUUAAGAGCAGCCCCAGCUGAUCCCAAAGCAUGGCUUCAAGCUGCUCAGGCUUAUCAAUAUGCUCCUCAUCACACUGCCCAAAUGGGACCUGAUGUUACCGGUGCCCCGAUACCAACAACAACUGACCUUUUCCAUCGAUGGGUCACUCCUGUUAAAUUUUAAAGUAAAGCACACAUACAAAAUUCACUAAACACUUAACCACACACACACACACAUACAAAUGAUGCACAGACUCACACAUACAACAAGAACAAACAAUCAACACAAUAUUAACACCGGAAAACAAAAGUUGACCUUUACUUUUACCAGAACAGCUUCAUCACUGGUUCGAAGUAAACAAAAAAGAACAAAAUUUCUUUCUCUUUCUCUUUACUCUAUUUACUUUCACCAUCGUUGAGGCCUCGCUUUUUUUUUCUUUACCACUAAUUACAAUUGGCUAGAAAAGUCGAUAACUGAAGCCACACACCGAAUUGACGGAUUUUUCGAUUCCUUUGACUCUCAAUCGAAUCGCUUGUCCAAACCCAUCAAAGGUACAAGAAAAAGCCACCGGAAGCUAAUCACUCAGCGAAAAUCAUCUUAUUUUCAAAUUCUAUUUUCUAACAUCUUUCUUUCUCUAUCUCUCUCUUUUCUCUGUCAAUUUUGUCUUUUUUUCUCUCUCUCUCUAUCAUCUUUCAACUCUACUCAACUUACCAUUAAUUCAACUACUUUUGUUAAUUAUUCAUCUUACUUAUUAAUGAUAAUUAAUGGAAACAAAAAAUGACCAUUUAACUUAAUGUGAUGUCCAAAGGAUGCACAUUUCAGUGGUGUGUCUUUAUCUCUGUCUCUUUUCCUCUCUUUAUAUCUUGUGUCUUUCUCGUAAUGGAAAUCAAAAGGAAUCAGUUUAAAUGAAUGAUAACCAAUCAUCAAGAGGCUAAAUCAAUACUAACAAUUAACCAAAAAAAAUCUAAACAUUUCAUUAAUCUUGCAAUUGAACAAUGAACCACGAAAGAAUCAAGCCAAACCUAAUUGAAAAAGAAACAAACAGAAAAGAAAUGGAAACAAAAUUAAUCAACCAACUAAACACAAAUGGGACCUUGUAUGAUGAAUGAGUUAAUUGUCGCAAUUAACUUAGCCUGUAAAAUGUUUUUGCAUAUUAAUUUAACUUAUUCAUGAAAAACAAAUAAGAAAAGUUAUCUUUCUCAUAGAAAAA